Molecule: messenger RNA, 2421 nt
Organism: Ruditapes philippinarum (Manila clam)
Lineage: Eukaryota; Metazoa; Mollusca; Bivalvia; Venerida; Veneridae
Product: repulsive guidance molecule A-like
Exons: 4
Coding region: 782-2146 (454 amino acids)
Biological process (GO): BMP signaling pathway
Cellular component (GO): plasma membrane
Molecular function (GO): coreceptor activity
Source: RefSeq, a predicted model, not a curated record
UUACAAAUUUUAUACUAAAUAUGUAAACAAUAUGUGUGUUUUAUACCAGUGUAGUAAAGUUUUAUUACAUCUGUAUUACAAACACGCACUUGAAAUUCAAAUAUCAAAGUUUUUCUUCUUUAUUUGAACAUGUCUAAAUAUUCUAUCAAAUUUCUAGGAUUAAAUCCAACCGUGGACGAACGGUAUAAUGUUAAAGUGAAACGAGGUUGAUUUGAAGUUAUCUGAAUAGCUUUUCACAAAGUUAGAUUUAAAUUGUCUGCGUGGAGCUAUCAUUUUUAUUCGAUAGAUUGUCGGUGCGUAGCAACAGUUAAUUUAGUGUUAAAAACCUCGCAUUCGUAUUAACAUUUACUUUUAACGGCUGAAUAUGCUGGAGCAUAUUUUUUUCUAGAUAUUUCGUUUUAUUUGUUUGUGAGUCUGCUGCAGAAUUUACAUUCAUUGUCGCAGACGACAUCCAAUGAUUUUUUCCCGCGCUUGUUUUAUCUACAUCACAUGAUAAGUGUUAUAACAGGAGGGUAAUAAUAGAAGAGGAUGCUGUUAUUAUUGAUACAACUCUAAAAUAUAAUGUGCGAUAUAUAGAGCUAAUAUACCGUAUUCUCUAAACUUAAUAAGCGCGUGCAGGAUAUUUACUCCGACAGGAAUUCGUUAAACAAAGUGUCGGAUAGUCCGUUUAUUCUAUUGAUAAUCUUGAUAGAAAAGGAAUAUUCAGUCGAAUGAAAGCUGAUGAUAAGUUGAUAGAUGUGACGUGAUGCUAUGAGUUAUUGGAUAUUGCGUCUGCAUUGAAAUGACUUUUAUAACAUUACCGAAGUCUCGGAGAAGAGGGAAAGGUUCGGACAUUUUGGAAGAAAAAAGGAAUAACACAUUCGUGCCGAACUCAUGUCAUGGAAAAACGGAGAUGUUUAUGCCGAUUUCCCGUAAUGGUCGGGAGACAGUAUUCCUGACAGUUCUUGUGCUUGGAAUAUUGUUUAAAUCAGUUCACGCAUGUGAUGUUGACAGAUGUUGGGAGGAAUCCCAGGUUGCCUAUCAAACAUUAAAAAGGCAAUUGUCCUCUUCUGAGGCUAAAGACACAGAUAUUCGCUGUACCAGUCUCCGGACGUAUUUGCAUUGUUUAGAAAAUUUACAUGGAUGUAAAGGGAUCAUAAAAUUUCAUAGUGUGAAAAAAGUUGUGAAAAACCAAAUGAGUCAUUAUCAGUGUGACCCAAGUUUAGAAAUUUGGACAGGGACACCCAUCACUCUGCUGCCUCCCGAUGAAUUGUGUACGUACCAUGGUAAAAAAGAGUACCGACAUUGUGGAUUAUUUGGGGAUCCCCAUAUUCGUACAUUUGAUAACAAGUUCCAAACCUGCCGUGUACAAGGAGCAUGGCCAUUAGUUGACAAUGAUCAUCUAACAGUUCAGGUUACGAAUGAAGUUGUUUCUCGAUCAGUCCGGGCAACAGCUACUACAAAAUUGACAGUGCUGAUCAAAGGAAAUCGAGAUUGUGCUUCAGACAGCUACAUACUUUACCAGGCUGAUUCGUACAUGUUACCAGGUUCUUUCAAUGACGGCCAGACUAAAUACGGAAAAUCUCACAGCGUGUCUCUCGUGGAAAUUGACCCAGGCAGACAUGUAGAGAUUACUAUGAAAUACAUCGAUACCAAAAUUGUUAUUCGUCUUGUAGGGAAUUAUUUGACAUUCUUGAUUAGAAUGCCGGAGCAAUUGUUGCCAGUGAAUUCCACAAACAAAAACAACUUAGAGCUGUGUGUUCGCGGCUGUCCCAAAAGUGAAAUCAUUGAUUAUAAAAAGUUUUUAGCUUUAAAAGAGAAACAAGUUAGUGAAAGUGAUGUGAAUAUGUCACGACAGGAGGCUGAGGAUCUAUGCCGAAGUGCCAAUCUUGUAGAUUUCUAUUUCGAUUCCUGCGUGUUCGAUUUAUUGACAACGGGGAACGAUACAUUUAUAUACUCCGCAUUAUCCGCGUUACAGGAUGUGCUUAAAUCAGAUCCAGAUUUCCAGAGAAACAGUGAAAAUAGAACUAAACUGACCAUAUACGAUAAAAUGUAUAGGGACGUAGGAAAUAGUGCACCCUGUGUUAAGACUAGCUAUUUAAAUUUAUUGACAGUUUUUGCUUUAAUUUUAGUGUCAUUUUUCAAUUUGUACUUGUGCAGGACGUAACAACGGUGAACAGGUGUUUCAACAUGUCAGUAGAGAAUGUAAAUCUUUACUAACAUGUUGUGAUACCUGUCUUCAACAAACACACACACAACACACAUAUUUACAGACUUUGUAAGUCUUUAACUCAAAACCCUGCCAUUUUCAUAUAUAUAUAAAACAAAAUGUUCAAAUUCAUUAUUUCAUUAUGUUUCAUCUCAUACAAAAGUCAUUGACUCAUUAAUUUUGUGAUUAAUGCCAAAUCCAAAUGUUUUAAAAAUAAAUUGUUAUUACUGUUA